AUGAGGCAUAUACACAUGUUCAAGUUCUACAAGUUAUAUGAUAUGGAUUGUGAAGAUCCAUUUAAGCCUGAGAAAGAUUUCUUUUUACCCAAUCCCAACGCAAGAGGAUAUGUCAUCACCAUGGAUUGUGAAUGGUUGAUACUAGCGAGAGGGCCUUCUCCUUCCAAGCUUUUGCUGGGGAUGUUGGCAUUUCAAGCCUCAUCUCGCACUCUUCAAGAUGCUUCAAUGAGGGAGAGGCAUGAGGAAUGGAUGGUUCAAUAUGGCAGAGUGUAUAAGGACACUCAGGAUAAGGAGAAGCGUUUCAGCAUAUUCAAGCAAAAUGUGGAAUAUAUUGAAGACUUUAACAAUGCUAAAACUAAGCCUUACAAGUUGGGUGUAAAUCAAUUUGCAGAUCUCACGAAUGAAGAAUUCACAGCUUGUAGGAAUAGAUUCAAGGGUCAUAUGUGCUCCUCAAUCUCAAGGACACCCUCUUUCAAAUAUGCAAAUGUAACUGAUGUGCCUUCCUCUGUGGAUUGGAGAAACCAAGGUGCUGUCACACCUGUUAAGAACCAAGGCGAUUGUGGAUGCUGUUGGGCAUUUUCUGCUGUGGCAGCAAUGGAAGGAAUCACUAAGUUGAGUACAGGUAAACUGAUCUCUUUGUCAGAACAAGAGCUAGUUGAUUGCGACACAGGUGUGGACCAAGGUUGUGAAGGAGGUUUGAUGGAUGAUGCCUUCAAAUUCAUCAUAAAAAAUAACGGUAUUACGUCUGAAGCCAACUAUCCUUAUAAGGGUGUUGAUGGAACCUGCAACGCCAAUGAAGAAGCCAAUCAUGUAGCUACCAUUAAGGGGUAUGAGGAUGUUCCUGCCAAUAGCGAGCAGGCAAUACAAAAAGUAGUGGCCAACCAGCCUGUUUCGGUGGCCAUAGAUGCAAGUGGAUCUGAUUUUCAGUUUUAUUCAAGUGGCAUUUUCACUGGUUCUUGUGGUACUGAGUUGGAUCAUGGCGUUGCUGCCGUUGGUUAUGGUGUCAGUAACAAUACCGAAUACUGGUUGGUGAAAAACUCAUGGGGAACAGAAUGGGGAGAAGAAGGACACAUUAGAAUGCAAAGAAAUGUGGCUGCUCAAGAAGGCCUUUGUGGCAUAGCAAUGCAAGCUUCUUAUCCCACUGCAUAA
Messenger RNA from Neltuma alba, 1149 nucleotides. Its product is annotated as senescence-specific cysteine protease SAG39-like. The record is from RefSeq and is a predicted model, not a curated record. Lineage: Eukaryota; Viridiplantae; Streptophyta; Magnoliopsida; Fabales; Fabaceae. The transcript has 4 exons. Gene Ontology annotation, molecular function: cysteine-type peptidase activity. Gene Ontology annotation, biological process: proteolysis. The coding region runs from base 1 to 1149 and encodes 382 amino acids.